AUGCCGUUCGAUUCGUUGACUAUGGUUCCUCGGGACCUAAAGGAGGCCAUUGACUGGCUGCUCGCCACGAAGGUCAAUGAGGAUUCUAGAACCUGGUGGUCUAUGGGCCUGGGUCUUACCCGUAUGUACGAACGCCAGCCUGCUGCAGUGAAGAUGUUACCGGCUCUUGAGGUUAUAAAGCAGAUAACCAAGGACUUCUUGGAGCGAAAAGAGAUCAGGAACCAGAAGUUCGUUAGAAGUGUGUUGGAUCGGAUCAAUAAGCCCUCGAGUAAUACUACCGGCAACGACCCUCAAAGCCUAAAGGUGCAUGUCGGAUCGGCCAGGGGUGUCGGCCCCAGGACCCUGGCAAGGAGCGCCUGCAAAGCGCUGUAUGUUUGCGAUAUGUUCUUGGAUGAUAUAAAAGACCACGAGAAGUAUAGGUCUGCUUACGCCUCAGAUGUGACAUGGGAAGAAUCAUGUGACGAAUAUCCGGAAGCUUGCGCGGUGGUCCUCGUGGGAAUCGCGCCGAUCCUAUACGUUGGCUUACGUUCUUUGAAGGAAGCAGCCAAAGCUGCAGUAGAAGCAGGACCGGGUUCAAAGGAGGAAAUACACUUGGCGAAAGUGAUGAAAGCCGUGGGUUACACAGUGCCGCAAUGCCGUAGCGACUUAACUUCUCUCGACAUCCGCAAGGCGUUGAGAGGUCUGGAUGUACCAAUGUUGGCCGUAAUCUACGACUUCUCUGGAUUCUGGGGGCUGUAUUGA
Babesia bigemina is the source of this 741-nucleotide messenger RNA. RefSeq lists its product as hypothetical. The coding region runs from base 1 to 741 and encodes 246 amino acids. The transcript has a single exon. Lineage: Eukaryota; Apicomplexa; Aconoidasida; Piroplasmida; Babesiidae. The record is from RefSeq and is a predicted model, not a curated record.